Molecule: messenger RNA, 1763 nt
Organism: Mugil cephalus (flathead mullet)
Lineage: Eukaryota; Metazoa; Chordata; Actinopteri; Mugiliformes; Mugilidae
Gene: rab21
Product: RAB21, member RAS oncogene family
Exons: 7
Coding region: 271-921 (216 amino acids)
Biological process (GO): Rab protein signal transduction
Molecular function (GO): GTP binding; GTPase activity
Source: RefSeq, a predicted model, not a curated record
GAUCUUGGGCUGAGCUAGGCGGCUAACUGCUAGCUCUGAGAGACGCCAUUAGUUGGGUGAAAACCAGGAUUUCGCACCAGGUUAAAACGGGAACUUGGUCCCGUUUAGACCAGAUUUCCUCACAGUCGCGUCUCCGCGCUCUUAAGAACCGGGUCCCCGUGCGCUGUCGAGGUGAUUUUAGCUCAUUUUUUAAAAAAUAAAAAAAUAAAAAAAAGCCGAUGUGAGCUGCGCAGGACCUGAGUUCCGAGCUCGAUACGAAGACCUCCAGCCAUGGCGGCCGGAAGCAGCGGAAAAACCUACUCCUUCAAGGUGGUGCUACUGGGGGAAGGCUGCGUGGGGAAGACGUCCCUGGUGCUGCGAUACUGCGAGAACAAAUUCAACGACAAACACAUCACAACUCUUCAGGCGUCCUUCCUCACAAAGAAGCUCAACAUCACAGGGAAGAGAGUGAACUUGGCCAUAUGGGACACAGCAGGACAGGAGCGUUUUCAUGCGUUAGGUCCCAUCUACUACAGAGACUCCAAUGGAGCCAUUCUAGUGUACGACAUUACAGACGAAGACUCCUUCCAGAAGGUGAAGAACUGGGUGAAGGAGUUGAGGAAAAUGUUGGGGAACGAGAUUUGUUUAUGUAUAGUAGGUAAUAAAAUAGAUUUGGACAAAGACAGACACGUUUCAGUGGAGGAGGCCGAGAGUUACGCGGAGUCGGUGGGAGCCAGACACUACCACACAUCAGCCAAGUUAAAUAAAGGCAUCGAGGAGCUUUUCCUGGACCUCUGUAAAAGGAUGAUGGAGACGGCUCAGGUGGAGGAGAGGCUGAAGGGUAACGGGGCCAGCCAAUCAGCAUCGAGUAGGCGGGGCGUACAGAUCGUGGAUGACGAACCGCAGGCUACGCCGGCCGGAGGAUGCUGCUCCUCCGGAUAACAACAACAACGACAACAACAACAACAACAACGACAACAACGACAACGCCUUCAGUGCGUCGCUCACGCUCGCAAACACAACAUCCACCAACACAAACACACACACAUCUAUCAGCUGCUGUGUUCGUCCAGCGCCGCCUCUGCUGCUAAGGAUCAUGGGAAAUCAUAUUUAAAUUUGUUGAAUCCCUCGAAAAUAAAAACAACUGAAGUCCCCGAGUGUGAAUUUCAGUGAUUAACUUAAAAAUGAAAGAUUCACUCUGAAGACACAAAAUGGCGGCUCGGGCUUCAGCAGAGGUUUAGUUUGGGUUUAUGGGGGAAACGCACACACACACACACAUUAAUCUCCGUCGAACCCAGAGGAGCAGACUGACGCUGCAGCGACGCCACCUGCUGGACACAAGUCAAACUGCAGAGUUCAGGUUUUUAAAAGUUUUAUUUUAAUACAAAAAACUAGUAAAAUAAAUUAAAAUAAAAUAAAAGGAUGAACAGGAAAGAGUUUAUUAUUCUGUCGUGUGUGCAGGGAGUCAGGAAGGUUUAGGACUCUACUGAGCAUGCUCUGUGGACGCCUGAAGAUGCACGGACGCCAUCUUGGCUCGCAGGGCGGUAGUGAGUAUUUAUUAAUAGAAAUUAGGAAAUAAUAAAAAAAAAUCUGAUCUCAAAGACGUCCAGCAGAACAUCAGUCAGAGCUACACAAAGUAAUAAAAAAAUUAAAACACUUUAAAUUAAAAUCUAAAUUAAAUUGUUCCAAAAAAAAAAGAAGUUUAUAUUAAUGGCGAAAUAGGAGAAGCAACAGCAAAAAAAAAAUAAAAAUAGUUAAAAUUUGCAGAUAAAUAAAAAUUAGAU